AGGAUCAGUUUACAGAUAUCACCCUGAUUGUAGAUGGCCAUCAUUUCAAAGCCCAUAAAGCUGUUCUUGCAGCCUGCAGCCAGUUCUUCCAUAAAUUCUUCCAAGACUUCACUCAGGAACCUUUAGUAGAGAUUGAAGGCACCAACUGUCAACAAAAGAUUUCUUUCAAAUAUAAAGUUUUAAGGACUUAUUUUGAGUAGAGGCUGAUUUUUCCCUCCCUUUCCCCAUGCUCCCUUCUUUCCCCAAUGGCAAUAGCUGUCUAGUGGAGAUUCACUCCCUACAAACUUCUGUACAUAGCUAAUUCAGGGGAAGGGGUGAUUACUUUCCUGAUGUGUCACAUUUUUCAGACAUUAAGUUAAUUGCAUGAUACCUUUAUAUUACGGGGUGCAUAGUACCUAUAUUAGAGGGAAUCUAGUGAGUGAGCUUUUAUCCAAGUUCCAGUGUGUCCAGUAGCCGACUUUGUGAAGCCUUUGCAAACAUUUCAAGAAAGUAGCUUGCAGGAGCCAUUCAACAGGACAAAAAUCUAGAUGACAGAAAAAGAUUGGUGUAAGCAACAUGGCAUUUCGUCACUUAAUUGAGUUCACCUACACAGCAAAACUCAUGGUUCAGGGUGAAGAAGAAGCAAAUGAUGUUUGGAAAGCAGCUGAGUAUCUACAGAUGUUAGAAGCCAUUAAAGCACUUGAAAUUAGGAACAAAGAAAAUUCAUCACCACUAGACUCCAGUCAAACACAAGGUAAAAAUAAAACCAAAAAGAGGAAGAUAGCUGAAACCUCCAAUGUUAUCACAGAAACGUUGCCAUCGGCAGAAUCGGAGCCUGUUGAAAUUGAGGUGGAGAUUGCUGAAGGGACAAUUGAAGUAGAAGAUGACAGCAUUGAAACACUUGAGGAAGUGGCAUCUGCAGAGCAGUCUAUAAAAUAUAUACAGACUACGGAUACGUCAGACGAGUCUGCUUUGGCUCUUCUGGCAGAUAUCACCAGCAAGUAUCGCCAAGGGGGGAGAGAAUGCCACGUCCAAGAAGAAAGUGACAGUGCAACUGAUCCCACAUGCAAACAGGUAGAAGGUAUUGAAAUUGUGGAACUUCAGCUGUCUCACGUGAACAAUUUAUUCCACUGUGAGAAAUGUAACCGUUCAUUUAAAUUGUUUUACCAUUUUAAGGAACACAUGAAAACUCACUCUACUGAGAGUUACAAGUGUGACAUAUGCAAUAAAAGGUACCUACGAGAGAGUGCAUUGAAACAGCACCUCACCUGUUACCACCUUGAUGAAGGUGGUGCCAGCAAGAAGCCAAAACCUGGCAAAAAAAUACAUGUAUGCCAGUACUGUGAUAAACAGUUUGACCACUUUGGACACUUUAAAGAACACCUGCGGAAACACACAGGUGAAAAACCGUUUGAAUGUCCAAACUGCCAUGAACGUUUUGCUAGAAAUAGCACUCUCAAAUGUCACUUGACCGCCUGUCAGUCUGGAGCUGGAGCUAAAAAGGGAAGAAAGAAACUGUAUGAAUGCCAGGUAUGUAACAGCGUGUUUAACAGCUGGGAUCAAUUUAAAGAUCACUUGGUAAUACACACAGGGGAAAAACCCAACCAUUGUACCUUCUGUGAUUUGUGGUUUAUGCAAGGCAGCGAACUGAGACGUCAUCUCAAAGAGAUUCAUGACAUUUCAGAGCGAAUAGUGGCUGAGGAGAUUCUCCCAGUGGAAGCUGUGGAAACUGAACCAGUGACUUCAAUGACUAUUAUAGAACAAGUCGAGCAAGUUCAUGUGCUACCUGUAAUUCAGGUACAAGUGGACCCUGCACAAGUAACUGUGGAACAGGUGCAUCCUGAUCUUAUACAGGACAAUCGGGUAAAAGGUACACACAUGGAUGACCUACAAGAGCAGGUACAGAUCAGUUACUUAGAAGUGGAACAUAUUCAAACUGACCAUGGUGCUGAAGUACGUGUAGAGGAGCUUCAUGUUGAACAUGUAAAUCAGAUAAAAAUGCAGGAGGUACAGGCAGAACUUGUAGAGGAAGCCGAUCCAGAACAAAUAGAGUCUGAAAACUUGAAUCAGAGGGACCUGGAGGAAAGCGGACCUGGUCAAGUAGGUGAGAUGGAAACAAAUACAGAAGAUCAUGACCAAGCUGAAGAUUUAAAAACUCAACAAAUAGUGGACACAUCAGAUGAAAAAGUGGAUGAUGAAAACUAAUGACUGGACCAUGCAUUUUUAGGAAUGAAAUACCAAAUUAUUUUUUGUUAACUUUUACAUUGAGUUUUGCACCAUCAGUGGUCAGCUUUCCAGUACUGCUGCCCUUAGGAAACCAGAGAAGUGGACCAAAGUUAGAAUAUUUCAUAUACAAUUCUCAUCUUGUUAAUGCAGAAAGGAUUUUCCCUUUUCUUGUAAUAGCAUGGAGCAAAAACUAUUCGAGCAAUGGGCAGCUUUGUGGGAAGUUUAAUAACUGGUGGAAUACCAUGCCCUUAUGUAUGUAGUUGUCACUGACUUUUUUCGCAGAAGCAAGCUCUUCUUAAUAUAUUUUGUGUGUAUGUGUGUGUGUGUGGCAGUAAAAACAAAAAAAAAGUAGAAUCUGUGCAUUCUAAUGUAUGUGUGGAUAUUUAAGAACAGUUGGUUUACACAUCUAGAAAAAGCACAGAUCAAUUUGUCAUCCAGAAACAAUGCCUUACAGUAGCAGCAAUCCUCACUUUACUUUCUUCUUAAUUGAGCAGCCUUUUUUCAGGCUAGAAAUUUUGAAGUUCUAGGCUGAGGAGAAGUGUUGGCACUAUUAAGUUCUUGAAGCGCAAAAGUUCUUGUGCCUUUUCAAAACUGACUAAUUAAACUUCCACAAAGCUCCUAGAGGGGUUAAGAAGCUAAUGCAGUAAAAAGCAAUGUACAUAAUGUUAUAGUGCUUUAUAUUUUUGCUUCACCUUGUCAGCUACAAAUUUUUUUCAUUCAAUUUAAAUGGGAAUGGAGGAAGAAAUGGCUUCCACGUUGUGAGAGUUCUUAAGAGGACCACUUAAAAUAGGAAAAAUUCAGCCAAAUCUGUUAAAUAUGAGCUGAAUGAAAAUCCUCUUCUCACCAGAUGUUUUUAAAAGCUUCGUUUUAUGAAUACAUUUAAAAACACAUGGAUAGAAAACAUGUCUGUAAAAUAUAUCAGGUUUCUGGCUUGCUUUUUUUUUCUUUUUUUUUUUUUUUUUAAAUGAAACUUUCUCUGACAUGACCCAAAAAUCUUGUGCUAAAAAUUAAAGCCAUAGGUAUGAGUGCUAAACUGUGCAUUUAAAAGUAGGAUUGUAAAUAUUUUAAUCAGUAUUAUUAGACAAUAAAACUGUACCAACCACAAAAGAAACUUUGGCAUUAUUUGCUUCAUCCAAUAAAUUAGGAAAUAAUUGUCUUCAGUUUUAGCACUUGUUAUCUAUAUACAAAUGGUAAGAAAGUUUGUUUAGCUGUAAUGUUGUAAAGUAUUCCCUCUUCCAGUGUAAUAAGUAUAGGCCAGAUUCUUAUCUCAUUAAUGAAAAUGAACUUUUUGCAGAUUUGUUUUGAUAGAAUAACUAACUCCAUAUAUGGAACUUAAAUGUUUGAAUUUCUUUUCAAGAAUGCUAAGGAUUUUCAUUUUCCACUGGUUUGUUUUUUUUUAGCAAAAUGCAGGGGUGUUCACCACUUCUGAUUAACAGGAACAUUUAUUCUCAUAGCUGAGGAAGGAAACAUUUUAUGCAGUUAAAUUCUUACAAAAUCUUAAGAUCUGCAGGACUGCUUACACUGAUUUGAUUAUUUUGUUUAUGCUCCUGAAAGUACAGUAUUACUCUUCCUCUUGAAUCCAAGUCCUUCAUCUAGUCUCAUUCUAAACGAUUCUUAUCUUCCAUCACUUCCCUUAAGAGACUAUUCCACUAUAAAUAUGGAUGUACAUUAAGUUCUCCAGCAACUUGAGAAAUAGAUUGCAUUGUUUCUGUUUAUGCUGUUGUUUACAUU
Messenger RNA from Alligator sinensis (Chinese alligator), 3936 nucleotides. RefSeq names its product zinc finger protein 131 (gene ZBTB35). The record is from RefSeq and is a predicted model, not a curated record. The transcript is spliced from 7 exons. Gene Ontology annotation, cellular component: nucleus. Gene Ontology annotation, biological process: regulation of transcription by RNA polymerase II. Lineage: Eukaryota; Metazoa; Chordata; Crocodylia; Alligatoridae. Gene Ontology annotation, molecular function: protein binding; DNA-binding transcription factor activity, RNA polymerase II-specific; RNA polymerase II cis-regulatory region sequence-specific DNA binding. Bases 556 to 2184 code for a protein of 542 amino acids.